CUAUUGGGCUCAAUUGACGCUGAGUUUUAGAAACAGCUAUAAAAUUAAUUUUCUCGUUUACUUGUUUAAAAUCAAAGACUGUAUCAAAGGACUGUAUGAUUUUUUCAAACAUCACCAUGACUAUUCUACUAGUGAAUUAAUAUUUGUUUUAUUUAUGGUUUGAUCGUAAAUAAAUACGCUUAAACAUGAGUUUUUCAAUAGACGAAGUAAAUUUUCUUGUGUAUCGAUACUUGCAAGAAUCUGGGUUUCACCAUUCUGCUUAUACAUUUGGUAUAGAGUCUCAUAUUUCUCAAAGUAAUAUAAACGGAGCUCUUGUGCCACCGGCCGCUUUAUUAAAUAUAUUGCAAAAGGGUCUUCAAUAUACUGAAGCAGAAAUAACUAUAGGAGAAGAUGGAACAGAAACUCGUCUCACAGAGAGCUUGAGCCUAAUUGAUGCAGUCACUCCUGAUAUAGUUGCUGCUCGACAGAAUGCUCACAAUGCCCAAAAACAAGCAAAUAAAGAACCAGGUUCUGGAGGGGAACAAAACGGUGGCACUACUUGUACCGCACCCACUACUACAGGUGGGGCUGCUACACCCAGUGCCCCUGAAAACAUGGAUGUAGACCAAUCAAUUGAAAUACCUGCUAGCAAAGCAACUGUUCUUAGGGGACAUGAAUCAGAAGUAUUCAUAUGUGCAUGGAACCCUAGUACAGACCUUCUAGCUAGUGGUUCUGGAGACAGCACAGCUAGAAUAUGGGAUAUGUCAGAUAAUCCUGCCACAACUCCUAAUCAGCUUGUAUUAAGGCAUUGCAUUCAGAAAGGAGGAGCUGAAGUUCCCAGUAACAAGGAUGUGACAUCAUUAGAUUGGAAUUGCGAUGGAAAUCUUCUAGCAACUGGAUCAUAUGAUGGUUAUGCUCGUAUAUGGACCACAGAUGGCACAUUAGCAUCGACUUUAGGUCAACAUAAAGGACCUAUAUUUGCUUUGAAGUGGAACAAGCGAGGAAAUUAUAUCUUGAGUGCAGGGGUUGAUAAAACAACAAUUAUCUGGGAUGCAGCAUCUGGACAAUGUACACAGCAAUUCUCCUUCCACGCCGCACCUGCACUUGAUGUUGAUUGGCAAACAAAUACAGCAUUUGCAUCAUGUUCUACAGAUCAGUGUAUUCAUGUCUGCAGACUUCAUGUUGACAAACCUAUAAAAAGUUUCCAGGGCCACACAAAUGAAGUAAAUGCAAUAAAAUGGGACCCACAAGGGCAACUGCUUGCAUCAUGUUCAGAUGAUAUGACGCUUAAAAUAUGGUCGAUGAAACAGGACACUUGCGUUCACGAUUUGAAAGCCCACUCCAAGGAAAUAUAUACCAUAAAAUGGUCUCCAACUGGACCAGGCACACAGAAUCCUAAUAUGAAUUUGAUACUCGCUAGUGCAUCUUUCGAUUCAACUGUACGCUUAUGGGAUGUCGAGAGAGGAGUGUGUAUUCAUACACUUACAAAACACACAGAACCAGUUUACAGUGUUGCAUUUUCUCCCGAUGGCAAGUUUUUAGCGAGUGGUUCAUUUGAUAAAUGUGUACACAUUUGGUCAACUCAAACUGGUGGCCUUGUUCAUUCUUACAAGGGUACAGGAGGUAUCUUCGAAGUGUGUUGGAAUUCUAGAGGUACAAAAGUAGGAGCAAGUGCAAGUGAUGGAAGUGUUUUUGUCUUAGACUUGCGCAAAUUAUAAGAUAUGUAAUUUUUAUGUGUAAUAGAAAGCAAUAUUGAGACAAAACAACUGAUUAUAUAUUCUGUCACAUAAA
Molecule: messenger RNA, 1770 nt
Organism: Melitaea cinxia (Glanville fritillary)
Lineage: Eukaryota; Metazoa; Arthropoda; Insecta; Lepidoptera; Nymphalidae
Gene: ebi
Product: F-box-like/WD repeat-containing protein TBL1X
Exons: 8
Coding region: 186-1697 (503 amino acids)
Biological process (GO): regulation of transcription by RNA polymerase II
Cellular component (GO): histone deacetylase complex
Molecular function (GO): protein binding; transcription corepressor activity
Source: RefSeq, a predicted model, not a curated record